Molecule: messenger RNA, 2915 nt
Organism: Syngnathus typhle (broad-nosed pipefish)
Lineage: Eukaryota; Metazoa; Chordata; Actinopteri; Syngnathiformes; Syngnathidae
Product: zinc finger protein 436-like
Exons: 4
Coding region: 436-2682 (748 amino acids)
Biological process (GO): regulation of transcription by RNA polymerase II
Cellular component (GO): nucleus
Molecular function (GO): DNA-binding transcription factor activity, RNA polymerase II-specific; RNA polymerase II cis-regulatory region sequence-specific DNA binding
Source: RefSeq, a predicted model, not a curated record
GGCGCUGACAUGGCGGGCUACAGUGUUGAACGACCGCUAGGUGGUUGCAUCGAGCGAAUAAGCGCUAAACGGGCCUUUCAAUGACGACAAAGAAGAAGGAAGGGGAGCAAAAAAACCCCGAAUUAGCCGCCACACGUUGCUAAGCCGGAGCUGACCUGAGCGUAAAAAUCCACCUUUCGGGGCCUGCCUUUACUACUUGUGUGUGGCUCGUUAUUCCUUUGGCUUCCCCUUGUCGUUGACGGACGAAACCGUCCAGUUGACUGCAAACUCGUCACUUGGAAGGGAGCGACUCCCUCCCGCUUGCUUCGUAGCCUGCUAGCUGCAAACAAAGAGCGGUGGACGGACGUUAGCAGCCCGCGAAGCGCGCGCCAGGCCAGCCGCGAGUGCCCAAGUCGUCUUCACUGCUCGUCUCCUUCUUCUCGUCACCGCGUGAGAAUGUGUAAAGUGAAAAUGCUGCGAGCUCUGGUCAACCAGCGGCUCAAUGCGGCCGUGGAAGAAAUAUUUGCCGUGUUGGAGAGAACCAUAAGCGAAUACGAGGUGGAACUUUCUCGCAGCAAAGAGGAGAACCUGCGGCAACGACAACUUUUGGACGCGCUCAUGGACUCGAGCACAGCAGACGUGGGUCAGGAGGACGUCGCCCCCGAGCAGGAGCAGCGGCGGGACUCGAGCUCCAAGGGGGAAGAGGAGCCCGGCCGCGGCAAAGAGCGACCGGCGCGGCGGGAGGAGACGCCCAGCAGCAAGCCGGCAAAGAAGAGCCAAACGCCAGAGCGGGCUCAGCGGCCGGCCCGCUCGCCGGCCGGCCCCCCGGCGCCCAGGGGCUAUCCGGCCGACCACGCGCGAUUCGACGCCAAGCACUUCAAAUGUUCCCUGUGCGACUCGGCCUUCUUCAAGAUGUCCGACUUGCAGCGGCACAUGAUGAUCCACUCGGGGGAGAAACCGUUCAGCUGCACCGUUUGCCCCAAGCGGUUUAUCCGCAAGGCGCAUCUGGUCUACCACAUGAGGACGCACACGGGCGAGAAGCCCUUCACUUGCUCCUUCUGCGGCAAGCGCUUCUCCCUCAAAGGCAACCUGAUGCGGCAUACCAGGAAGCACACGGGCGAGAAGCCCUUCAAGUGCAGCCAGUGCGACGCCGGCUUCACCGUGCGCCCCGCCUUGAUCCAGCACAUGCGCACGCACACCGGCGAGAAACCUUUCAAGUGCUCCUUCUGCGGCGAAGGCUUUGCUCAGCGGGGACACCUCAUCGGACACACCCGGAUCCACACGGGAGAAAAGCCCUUCUCCUGCAACGUGUGCGGCAAGAAAUUCUCCAUCAAGGGGACGCUCAACGUGCACGUGCGCACGCACACCGGCGAAAAGCCCUUUGGCUGCCGCUCGUGCCACGGCAAAUUCUCGCACAAGCAGCAACUCGACAAACACGCCUGCGCCGGCGGCGAGGGCAGCAGCGCUCGGAUGGAUUUGGACGGGUUUCGCGUGGAGCAAAAUGUGCCAAAGCGACCGCCUCAUUGGCGCGCUCGUGGAACCGAAACUAAGAGGGCGCUGGCGGUUGGGCGCUUGAAAUUCUCCAUGGACGAUGAGAGAAGGUUAGCGGACGCCACGCAGGAACCUUUUGGAACCAAAAGAGCAGCGACGCUAGCUCGGAUGGAGUCUCGCGCGCGAGGCGGCGGCCAGCAGCUGCAGGCAGCGCAGCCCCCCCACGUCAAAGAGGAUCAGGGGCAAGAGCCCCUCCGCGUCAAACAGGAACAGGAGGAAGUAGACGUCAGCCGGGAAGGCGGCGAGCGUCGCCCCGCCAGCGGUUCUGACGACGAAGAACAGCGGGCCCACUUCAGCCAUUUCCCGGCGAUGCGAGUGGUCGUGAAAGGCGAAGAUGAGCGAGGCCAAGGCGCGCCGGAGCAGAAGAGCAGAGCGUGGCGAGGGCGGAGCCGUGACGGAGGCUCUCCGGGCCACGCGGCCUUCGGCUGUUCUCGGGGGGGCGGUAGCCACGUGUCCGGUUUGAGUGCGCGUGCGAAGGAAGAGAUCUUCAUCUGCCCAUUUUGCGGCAAGAGCUUCGGUCAGCGGGAGCACUUGACGGGCCACGCGAUGAUCCACACCGGCGAGAAACCCUUCGUCUGCGCCGUGUGCGGCGGCCGCUUCUCGCUCAAAGGCACGCUGAUGAUCCAUACGAGGACGCACAGCGGCGAACGACCCUUCCCUUGCUCGCUUUGCGGUGAACGCUUCUCGCAGAAGGUCAACCUGACCACGCACAUGCGGACGCACACGGGAGAGAAACCCUUCUCCUGCUCGGUGUGCGACGAGAAGUUCUCCCAGAAAGGAAACCUGACGAAGCACAUGAGGACGCACACUGGGGAGAAACCCUUCCCCUGCUCAGUGUGCGGCGAGAGGUUCUCGCAGAAGGGAAAUCUGGCCAUCCACAUGAGGACGCACACGGGGGAGAAACCUUUUCCCUGCUCCGUAUGCGGAAAAAGGUUUGCUCUGAAGGGCAGUUUGCGCAAACACACCAGGACGCACACCGGCGAGAAACCUUUCGCUUGCUCCGUGUGCGGCGAGAGCUUUGCGCAGAAAGGGAAUUUGAACAUUCACGCCAGGAAGCACACGGGAGAAAAAGCCUUCUGCUGCAACCUGUGUCAGGCCACAUUUGCCAGCCCGAGUCACCUGAGCAAGCAUCGGUGCGCGUGCGACACUUGAAGACAUGGAGGAACUUUGACUUCGGCUGCCCCUGAGGGUGGACUACUUUGGACCAAAUGCCGCUUCUCAACUCCCUUCAAAUGGUCUCCUUGGCAUCAAGAUGUCAUCGUCAGUAAAUAAUAGCGGGUUGAUGGCAAAUUGCAACUCAUGGUGACAUCAUUGUUUAUUGCGGGGAAGGCACACACCUACUGUAAAUACUCGUACAGUUCUUGAAAUAAAGUUCUCCAUCGGUU